Messenger RNA from Punica granatum (pomegranate), 2445 nucleotides. Lineage: Eukaryota; Viridiplantae; Streptophyta; Magnoliopsida; Myrtales; Lythraceae. The record is from RefSeq and is a predicted model, not a curated record.
AAAAUGAGGCCUGCAAAAGAAAGCCCACCAUCAAAGCAAGCAUUUCCUUUUCCCUUCCAGACCAUUUCCUUCCAUUCACUGUCCUCUCCUCUCCUCAGCUCGUCUGCAACUGUCGAUGGAAAUCUGAACCGAGUUGAUCGUAAAAGAUGAUCCGGAAGGUUUUGGAGUUCUCUUUGCGUAACUCCAGUAGGAGGAUUCCUGGGCAAAUUCGCAGACAGCAGAAGCCCUCAUAUCUUUCCUCGAGAAAGGAAUUUUCAACUGCAUCUCCUCAGAAUGCGUCCCCCAAACCUGGAACUGCAAGUAAACCUCCGGAAUCAGGGAAUUCUUUUUCGAAAGUUGUCAUUGGAGGCAUAGCUGUUGGCGCGGCUGUCCUGGCUGCUCAUCAAGCUGGCUAUCUAGACCAAAUUCUUCAUAAGGAAAAGCAGGAUUCUCAAGCUGAGGUUGGUCUUAAUGAUGAAGAUCGAAGCACUGCCAGCCAGAAAGCAAAACCUUUCAGCCAUAAGGUUGAGGAAAAGGUUCUACCCAGCAUGGAAGUGCGGGAUAAAGUGAGUCCAAACAAAGAGAAUGUGAAGGAAAAGGGAGAGUCUCAUUCAAUUGCAUCCACUUCUGAAGCACUUCAUGAUAGGCAGAAUGAAAUUCUGCCCCGUGCACAGGAUAAGUCUGAAACUGCACCUAGUGAAGAUAAGGUUUUGGACGAAGAGAAGUUGCAUGCCAGCAGCAUUAUUUCAAAUGAUCACAGUACAGCUACUAUAAUAUCAGCAGAAGAAAAACUUGAUAGGGAAAGCCCAGAUGCUAAGAUUAGUGUGCAACCGAGUGAGGCAGGUCAAGUUUCUCAUGCAUCAACAGAUGGUAGUUCAACUGCUGCAGACACUGAAGUUGAAUCACCAGUACAGCAUAUCCUUGAAGAAGACAGAAAGGAGGACUCACCCAGUGUCAUAGAAACAGCAACCCCACUUUUGGAUGCGUAUCAUCUGCGGGAUAAGGACAAUGAGAAAUCUUCAGUGUAUCUUAAUGGAAAUGGCGAAAGCGAGAAGGCAUUUGCUAGUGCAAUGGAGGAGUUGGGUGAAGCUGCAGCAUCCAAGGACGGAAAGCUGAUUCUUGAUUUCUUACAAGCAAUUCAUGCUGCUGAAUUGAGACAAGCAGAGUUGGAUGCCCGUGCUUUUACAGAAGAGAAAAAAGCAAUGAAGGAGAAGUAUGAGAAGGAACUGAAGGAUGCCAUUGCCAGGGAACUGAUGCAUGCAGAAGAGGCUGCACUAUUAGAUAAGGAAUUGAAAAGAGAGAGGGCAAAAGCAGCGGCUGCUAUAAAGUCACUUCAACAGAAGUUGGAAGAGAAACACAAGAUGGAGCUCGCGGAGAAGGAGAAAGAAGCUGAACUGAAAUUAAAAAAAGUGGAGGAACUAUCGAAAGCAGAAAUGUCUGCAGCAAUUGCACGUGAAAAGGCCUCUCAGGUCGAGAAAAUGGCAGAAGCUAAUCUUCAUAUAAAUGCCUUGUGCAUGGCAUUCUAUGCACGAUCUGAGGAGGCCCGCCAGAGUCAUUCUGUUCACAAGCUUGCCUUGGGAGCACUAGCACUAGAAGAUGCUCUUUCCAAAGGACUACCUAUUAAAGUGGAGAUUGAAGCCUUGAGAACCUAUCUCAACGGGAUUGACAAAGAUUCGGUUUUGGAUUUGGUCUUGUCAUCACUCCCUGAAGAAACAAUUGAUCAUGGAACUGAUACUGUAUUGCAAUUGAAUCAGCAGUUUGAUACAUUAAAAGGUACACUGCGACACUUCAGCCUAAUCCCGCCAGGGGGUGGUGGCAUCUUGGCACAUUCCCUAGCACACAUUGCCUCCUGGUUAAAGGUUCGGGAAGCAAACUACUCAGGCAAUGGGAUCGAAUCUGUUAUAAGCCAGGUUGAGAGCUACUUAGCAGAAGGGAAACUUGCGGAGGCAGCUGAUGCCCUGGAAGAGGGUGUGAAAGACAGCCGAGCAGUGGAGGUAAUCAGUUCAUGGGUGAAGCAGGCAAGGAACAGGGCUAUUGCCGAGCAAGCUCUUACUCUGCUCCAGUCGUACGCAACCUCAAUCAGCCUCACAUGAGGAACUAGCUUCCCGGUCGUUGGUCUUACCACUUCCCUUGCUGUGAUAUGAAAAUAAAUUCCACAAGGAUAUUGAAUAGAUCAAUUUUGAUGGUUUGGCUUGAAGAAGGCAAAGCCCGGGGAAGGAUCGUCUCGGGACGUUGGUGCUUAGAUUGUUCUGUAGGAAAACGACUUCGAUUUUAACAGGAAUCCAGAGGUUUACAGAGUUUUCCCCGUUGCAGUUCGGGAGACAUCCCAUUAUAGAGCAUUUCUUUGUCGCAAUUCAGGUGCGUGUAAUAAGUUGCAAGCGUCUUCGAUCCAACUAGAGUACCGAUGGAGAUAAUUUGUUGAUGUGAACAUCUUUCCACCUUUCAUUUUCUUGAUCUCUUUUCGAA